CCAGAUAAAAUUCUAAUGUGGCGGUGAAAACACUACGAACAAUGGGUUCAAUUACCGUAGCGGUGGUAAUUUUACUAGGGUCGCUGGGGAUCACCGCUAAAACGGUGUCAAUUAUACCUCACGAUACUCAUCCAGGUUAUAGUAUAAAAAAGUUCGACUCGUAUAGCGGUAUGAAUUAUAAAUUAUUGGACUCAGGAUUUUCACAGUUUUUUACAAUGUUAGAGGACGGAUCGGUUAUGACGACGUCCGAUUUAAGUCCGUUAGUAAAUCGACCAAUAAAUUUGAUGGUGCUCGAAGAAACGCCGAACAAAACGAACACUCACAUGCUGCAAUUAUAUGUCCUGGACCGGCGGAAUAUGUUAAGUUUUAACACGGAUAAUUUCGAAGGGUCCGGACACAUGAUGGAGAAUUCUCCCGCAGGAACUCGUGUUACGGGCGUUCCUAUGCUGGCGGCAGCUAGAGGUCUUAGUUCUCUGCCGGUUACUUAUAGUAUAAUAGGAGGAAAUUUAGAUCAAGCGUUUCAAUUGCAACACGGUCAAACUUUGAAUGUGUUUUCCAAUGUAACCGUAAACAAUGGUAGCACUGGCGUUUAUAUUGUAUCCUCACAGCCCUUAGAUAGAGAGGAGAGAGAUAGGUACGUAUUGACGAUGCAAGCGGUUGACUCAAGGGGAAUAGAUAAGGCAGUGACGAAUAUCGUAAUCGAAAUUGACGACGAGAACGAUAACAGUCCGGUUUUCAGUCAGAAAGUGUACAGAUACGUCGUAGGGGAUGAUUCUCUAGAUGGAGACAACAUUACAACGAAUUGGAAACGCUUCGCUUCAAUUGGCAAAGUGGAGGCAUCCGACGCCGAUGGAGAUAAAGUAGCGUAUCGCCUUGUAACUCCUAGCAAUUUACUUGUUAUAGUUCCUCAAACCGGGGAUCUUUUAUUGACCGAAGAACCCCUCGAAGAGGUGGAGGUCGAAUUAGUUGUAGAGGCUCACGAUUUACGCAUUCCGAGUCGUAUAUCCCCGAGACCGGCUCAAGUAUUAUUCCAUUACAAACCGCCCCUUCCAGCCAAAGUGGAGCUCGAUUUAGAUUUACAACAAUUGGAGGAGCGCGAAUUGCACCGCGGGAAAAGGCGCGUGACUAGGGCUGUGAGGCCGACCAAGAGGAUCGAAUUUACCGAAUCUGACGGUGAUACGGAAGGACGUAAUGUCUUUCAGCUUGAAAAGGAGACGGAUAGGGAGACUUUUAAAAUUCGAGACGAGAACACAUGGGUUACGGUUGAACCGAAUGGGUCCGUGCGCGUGAAAAAGAAGUGGGACUAUGAGGAGUUGGGACCCGAAAAGACGAUCGACUUUUGGGUCACGAUCACCAACGCCGAGAAAGGGGGUAAGUGCUUUAAUUAA
Photinus pyralis (common eastern firefly) is the source of this 1388-nucleotide messenger RNA. Its product is annotated as neural-cadherin-like. The transcript has a single exon. Gene Ontology annotation, cellular component: plasma membrane. The record is from RefSeq and is a predicted model, not a curated record. Gene Ontology annotation, biological process: homophilic cell-cell adhesion. Gene Ontology annotation, molecular function: calcium ion binding. Bases 42 to 1388 code for a protein of 448 amino acids. NCBI's taxonomy places the organism in Eukaryota, Metazoa, Arthropoda, Insecta, Coleoptera, Lampyridae.